ACUCGCGAGCCGCGUGCGCCUGGACCCGGCAGCCAGUUGAAUCGCGCGCCGACGGAAGCACGCUCGUCAGCUCCAACACGAAGCAGCCUCGGCGAGUCGAACAAGCAGGACCAUGUCGCGCGCGGCGCUGCUGUUGGUGUGCGCCGCCGUCUGCUGGGCUCACGAGGUCACCACGACGGACCACUCUUUCCGCAACCCAAACGCGGCUGUCGAAGCUGACAAGAAUCACUGGUACCAGGAGGGAGCCAAGGGCAUCGGCGAGCGGCUGGCGCGUCAGCCCAACGUGGGCCGUGCCCGCAACGUCGUGCUCUUCCUGGGCGACGGCAUGGGCAUCCCGACGGUGACCGCGGCGCGCAUCUACAAGGGCCAGCGGCUGCACAAGCAGAGCGGCGAGGAGCAGCAGCUCUCGUGGGACCAGUUCCCGCACGUGUCCCUCUCCAAGACCUACGGCCUGGACGUGCAGACCUCGGACUCCGCGAACACCGCCACCGCCUACCUCUGCGGCGUCAAGGCCAAUGUUGAAACACUCGGCGUGGACUCUCGCGUCAAGAGCGGCGUCUGCCACAACGACACCAGCACGCACCUGCCGAGCAUCAUGCAGUGGGCGCAGGAGGCCGGCAUGUGGACGGGCAUCGUGACCACGUCCAAGGUGACGCACGCCACGCCCGCCGGAAGCUACGCGCACUCGGGCCACCGCGACUGGGAAGCCGCAGUGGCCGAAGGAUGCGACGCCGAGGACAUUGCCUACCAGCUGGUUCAUCGCAACCCCGGCGCCGGCUUCAAGGUGAUCCUUGGUGGUGGAAGGAAGAUGUUCCGCGCCUCCAAGGACGAAGAAGGCAAGGAUGGCAUGCGCAAGGAUGGCAGAGACCUGAUCAAAGAUUGGAAAGAGGCAAGGUCCAAGAUGGGCAAUGCCAGCUACGUGUGGAACCGGCAGCAGCUGCUCUCUGUCAUGCCUGGAAAGACAGAUUUCCUGCUCGGGAUCUUCGACAACGACCACGUGCCCUACGUGAUCGAGCGCAGCAACCCGGAUACCACAAAGCCCACCCUACCGGAGAUGACCAGAGUCGCUGUGGAGAUCCUUAAGAAAGCGCCCAAGGGAUUUGUGCUGCUCGUCGAAGGAGCGCGAAUCGACAUGGCCCACCACAAAAGCAAGGGUGGUUCAGCCUUGGAAGAAGCCCUGGAGUUCGACCAGGCCGUUCAGGAGACGCGCAACACGCUAAAAACGGACGAGUCUCUUCUGGUGGUGACUGCGGACCACUCGCAUACUUUCACCAUGGGUGGAUACCCGAAGAGAGGCACCAACAUCCUAGGUAUUGCUGGAUAUUCAGACAUCGACCAGCUGCCGUUCACUGUCCUCACCUAUGGAAACGGCCCCGGUUUCGCUCUUCCCAAAGAAAACUUCACAAACGAAGAAGUUGCGAAGCCCGACUACGUGCAGCGGUCUGCCUUCCCGCUCAAGGAGGAGACCCAUGGCGGCGAGGACGUGGCGGUGUACGCCACGGGGCCCUGGGCGCACCUCUACACCGGCGUUCACGACCAGUCGUACAUCCCGCACGUGAUGGCGCACGCUGCCUGCAUUGGCCGCUUUACGGGCGACAAGUGUGCCACGCCCGACGAGACAACGGGUGCCGGCGCCGCCGCGAUCCCGGCGGCUCAGCUGGUCGCCGUGAUUGCCUCGUCGCUCACCGCCCUCCUGCUGCGGUGACCCGACUGCUUUCUCCGCCCUGACGACGUGCAUGUUUUUUGGCUACCUCUGGCAGUCACGCAUUUGGAGCGUGUGCUGCCAGAACGAGGGAACAAAACGAGGUUGGUCGGCCACGCAUUAUCCCGUGCACGUUAUGGCCGGCAUUGUGCGACUGAAUCGCUGGAUUCUUGACUUAUUAAUGCGGAAAGUUUAAACAAUGCUACUUAAAUGUUGAUGUUACGGUAAAACUGAGAACAGCGAGAUGGCAUUGACGAUGUAUUUGGCGUUCGUAAGGCAUUUUUGGCAACGCUUACUAAGUACGGCAAAAAGGAAGGGGAAAAAAAAAGAUGUCCGUAAUACGCGAUAUUCUAGUAUUUCGAAGGUGUAAGCCUGCGUCGGCGGUGCUAAAGAAAGGUCGUAAAUUUUUUUACUUACGCGGAGUGAUGUCCUCAGUCUCACCCGGUCUAACUUUACACAAAAACAAAGGCUCAGACAUUUUGCAGAGAUUUUUGCUACCGGGAGCAAUUUUCUUAUUUUCCAGUGCCUUCGCGUCAUGCCGGUCAGUAUCAAGAAUGCCUAGUGCAAGCUUUCACAUAUGUUUCAUUCCUGCGGUUAGUGUGCUCAAGCUACCCGCAUUUAGAAAACACAAACUACGAACAUUACAGGUUGCGAAAUCGGGCGAGUUGGUAAUCUAUUCUUAGUCGCGAAAGCGCAUUACUGACGGGACUUAGACGAAGAACCAUGUAAAGCAAACGCGGCACUGUGUUUGUCUUGCAGGUUUCUUCGUCUAAGUUACUACCAACUAUGAGCUUCUGUGUAUGAUGCUUGGAUUAAAGAUGCGGUUCAAAUGCACAUGUCGCGUGUUACACGCAGCCAAUGGCCGCUUUGGUCGCAGUGCAAAGUUACAAUGUGACGAAAAAUAAAACAUGCAGCGUGAAAAAAAUGUUUUCAGGACACGCGGCAUGUAGAGGUAUCAUAGUUUUUACUGGGACUAUGCGGUUCACUUCGAUCACUAUGAAUAAGUAAAGCGCCGGAAACUGUUUUCUUCGAGCCGCUUACUUAAGCGAUACAGCAUGAAUAUGAAUUGAAAAUAAAGUGGGAGCCACACUUCUAGAAGCGCCUAGCGAAGUGGCCAUGUGCUAAGGCCCUUGAGGCAUAGAGCGUUAGGCAACCGCGAGCAAAUCCUUUCAGCAUUGGCUUGCACGUUCUAGUCUUCAAUGUGCAUUCAUGGCGAUCGUGAGAAAGCUUAUUAUUUUUACGAACGUCUCGAUAUGAAUGAAGUGGAUCCCAGCAUCUCGCUUGGGAUAGCGUGGAGCAUCAUGCUGUCGACGGGAAUUUUCAGAAAAUAUUGCCCUGCUUUCUGAGCAUUGUUGGAGUGACCUGUUAUCAUUGUGAACGUUUUUGUGUAAUGGUCUGAUCGGCUGUUGUUGUUGCUGAAUGGUGGUGGAAGUGUGCAAGCUGUGAGGAACAUUAUGAGGAAUAUGUGUUGCCUUCCGUUUAUUGUCAGUUAUGUUCACUGUAUUGUGGGCAAAUGAGAAUGAAGCAUGUAUUUCUUUAAAGAUGGCAUUACUCAUAGAGCUGGGCAGUGUGUGUUUGGCACAUGUUUACUGUUUUUUACAUGGCGACAGUAAGGGAGGCUGGCAUUCAGCUUGGAUUCUCGUCUGCAGCUCACCGAUAUGUUUGUUUCCUGGAGGACUUACGAGCACACGUUCAACCUGCAUGCACUUUUUUGGUGUGCUUCAACCCGGAUAUUUGAAUGCUUGCAUACCGCAUAAUAGUGCUUACUCCAGAUCCAAAUAACAUUUCAGCGUGCCUUCUUUUCCGCAGGGAUGUCUUUGCACAUAUACCAACUGCAUAUAUACAGAGAACCAGUUCUUGCAUUACAUGAGGCUGCCCCGUUUACAAAUGUCAUGCAGUCAAUUAUUCUUUUAAUUUUUUAGCUCAAGCAGAUUCCUAGUCGGAGAAAUUUUUUUUAGAUUCGUAUAUCUCGAAGACUACAAUAGGACCAAUAUAGUUAAAAGCAGCCAGAACACUUAUAAUCUGGCUUUUGACUCAGUACUUAAGUACACCUAAUGUGCCUUGGCAAAUGAAGCAGUCGAUUCUCUAGGUAUUUGCAGAAGUUGCUGAGAGAGCAUAGUCUAGUAGCUUGCACGUACAGAAACAUUCUUUGUAAUUCUAUUUUGUUAUUCUAGCUUCCAUAGAAUAAUCUUUAUUGCACAUAAUUUUGUCACUUUCUUUCUUAGUUCAGAAAGUCAUUGUUAAAUGCCGUGCUGCUGGUUCUUGCAUGUUGCAAUACUCUACUAUCUCACAGGUAUGGUAAAUCAGAAGUGGUGUGUAUUUUACCCCUGACUUUCAGGUAGUAGCAUCAGAAUAAUUAUUCUUAAGCUGUGCAUAUAAAAACUACCUCACUGUUGAAUCGCCUCAGCUUGUAUGCACGAUUAUACAGACCAGUAAUUGUACGGAAAACUCGUAUACAAGCACAGAAAGGCAGGAUACACAACUACAUUUGAAGUCUGUUUUCUUUGGUGUUCUACCUGCUGUUUGAACAUGUGGUGCAUGCUUAAGCUGGGAACCUCCACAAUAAAACAGCAGCACCUGAUCCUUUACUUCAACGUUAGUUUUGUAAAAGUGAUUUCUGUCUGAUAGCUUGGCAUUUCUUUAAUUAAACACUCGUUAUUACAUCACAUGCCCGUCACACAUUUGAUUGCAAAUGCCGAUGAUCUAUGAGCUCCUUUGGUACUCUAAAGACGUGAUCUCUAGUUCGCUGGUCAUGACACCUUUAUAUCAUAACAACCAUUACUUAGUUCUCUGUAUAAAUGGUGGAUUUUUCUUACACUAUGCUAUUAAGUACGGAUCAGCAAACGCUGCAGUGCUCAGUGAACAUAUCUGCAUCCUUAUUAGUGCCCACUGAGCAAAGGCUGUUCAUUUGAUUGGGAUAUGUACUAGAAGAACACAGAUCCAGAAUAUAGCUUCUGUUUUGUGCAUUCUAUUCCAGUUAGGUAAAAGUAACGUGAUUAUAUAAUAGUUCAUUGAAAUUUACUGUUCGAAUCGAGUGGUGCAAGGCUGAUUUAGUGAAAAGUGUUGUGCGGCGUUUCUUUCUUCUUCUGUCAUGCGACUUUUUAAUUUCUAUGACUACUGGUUUGGUGACACGUUGUUCCUUGGUUCAUGUAUGCAUCCUGUAUUUCCGUACGGGCUGUUCUAAGUGAAUGCACCGCAGUAUGAUAGAACAUAAUUUUAAUUGAACUAGGUAAUAUUGAUGCAUUUUGAUGUCAUGGUAUGUUUUCUAUCCAUUAUUUUUUAGCUUCAAGAGUUCGCGUUGUUUUAGGUGCAGCCGAGUAAGGCAAUUAGUUCGCAAUGAGCGCUGUUUUUCCGACUUCUCUUGCAUCCCACCGAGCUGUUUGCAAUGUGCCAUGUCUGUCGACUUUGUAUAAAGCCAUGCAAAAGAAACACUGUGAUAAACUAUGUGUACAAGCAAAGUUGUUACGUGUGGAAUAAAAGAGCGUUUCUAUACAA
This is a messenger RNA of Dermacentor andersoni, 5197 nucleotides long. RefSeq names its product alkaline phosphatase-like. Gene Ontology annotation, biological process: dephosphorylation. Gene Ontology annotation, molecular function: alkaline phosphatase activity. Lineage: Eukaryota; Metazoa; Arthropoda; Arachnida; Ixodida; Ixodidae. The record is from RefSeq and is a predicted model, not a curated record.